Messenger RNA from Phyllotreta striolata, 678 nucleotides. The record is from the annotation of a GenBank genome assembly. Lineage: Eukaryota; Metazoa; Arthropoda; Insecta; Coleoptera; Chrysomelidae.
AUGGCGUCUCUGAUUCAAAGCAUCCUGCAGCAAUCGCUGGUGACGUUCCGCAGCGAUCCGGCCUCCUUCUCCGCCCAGAUGACCACUUUGGCCGGUCUGGUGGAGAAAAUCACCGCCGAAGACCUCAACUUCGACAUCGCCUUCGCCAGCGCCCCCGCCGACAGCGACCCCACCAUCCCCGUCGCCCCCAUCACCUACAUCCACAUCUUCCAAGACGGCGUCCUCUCCAUCGGCAUCUUCGUCCUCAAGGCCGACAAGACCAUACCGCUGCACAACCACCCGGACAUGUACGGCCUGGUGAAGGUCCUCUCCGGCAAGGUGAAGAUCGACAGCUACUCCCUCAACACCACCAAAACGCGCGAGAUUACAAACCAAGAAACCACGAACGUUCCCGAAGGGGUGGUGCCCAAGAACAUCUUCCCGGCGGAGUGCAACAGCAGCGAGGUGUGCGACUCGCUGUCGAAGCCCUGCCUGCUGGAGCCCCACAACAAGAACAUCCACGAGAUUCGCAGCGUCGACGGGGCGGCGGCCUUUUUGCACGUGCUGGCGCCGCCGUACGCGGAGGCGGCGGCGGCGGCGCCGGAGGCGGCCGCCAAGCGGUGCUCGUUCUACGCGGCGCUGCGCCGGCUGGCGCCCGAGGUGGUGUUGUUGCAGGAGAUCGAGUGCCCGUCGUGGUGA